CGCAUUUCUGUUUUUUCCUUCGCCGCGACAACACGCAGCACGCAUCGUCUUUCGCAGUCAAAGGAAGCAGGGAAACAACCAAGAGUUGGCAGCAACUUCUCGUGGCUCCCAGCCCGUUUGUGUGUGCUUCUGUUUUGGCUUCUUCCGCGGCCCAAAGUCGGUUCUAACUCACUCAGUCGCUUAACAAAUAGUCGAGUAUUCGCAGCGCAAAUAAUUGCAUAAUUACAAGUUUUUCAAAAUAUAUUCAAGAGUGCUGCCAGUGCGAAUAUAAAAGAGAAUCAUUUCCGAGUCUGCUGAAUCAUCGCAUAUACAUCGAAAUACGUAUACAUAAAUCAGUUUUCGUAGCCUUCGCGCGCCGUCCACGUCAUCAGCGGAAAAAAAACCGAAAUUUUCGAAUCCCAGCCAAACUGAAAAGCUAACUGUAAUCAAGUGCGAAAGAACAGCGACAAAAUGUCAAAAAAUAACGGAAAGGGCGCCAAAGGCGAAUUCGAGUUCCCGCAGCCAGCGAAGAAGCAAACCUUCUCCCAAAUGAUCUAUGAUCCCCAGGAUGGAACCUUCUUCGGACGUACCGGCAAAAACUGGAGUCAACUGCUGCUGUUCUACACAAUCUUUUACAUUGUGUUGGCCGCUCUCUUCACCAUUUGCAUGCAGGGACUUUUGUCCACCAUCAGCGAAACGGAACCCAAGUGGAAGCUGCACGAAUCGCUGAUAGGCACCAAUCCCGGCUUGGGAUUCCGUCCCUUGAGCGAGCAGACCGAGCGUGGAUCGGUGAUCGCCUUCGAUGGCAAGAAGCCGGCAGAGAGUGAUUACUGGAUCGAGCUGAUUGAUGAUUUCCUCCGAGAUUACAACCACACCGAGGGUCGGGAGAUGAAGCACUGCGGCUUCGGUCAGGUCCAUGAUCCCACGGAUGUGUGUGUGGUCAACACGGAACUGUUUGGCGGCUGCUCGAAGGCCAACAACUACGGCUAUAAGACGAACCAGCCCUGUAUAUUCCUUAAGUUGAACAAGAUCUAUGGCUGGAAGCCGGAUGUCUAUGACGAGGAACAGAAGGAUAUGCCCGAUGAGCUGAAGAAGGUUAUCAAUGGGACCAAGAAAGAGGAGCGCCAACAAAUCUGGGUGAGCUGUAACGGACACUUGGGCAAGGAUAAGGAGCACUUCCAGAACAUCGGGUACUUCCCCAGCCAGGGAUUCCCGAGCUACUACUACCCGUAUCUGAACCAGAAUGGCUACCUGAGUCCCCUUGUCGCCGUCCAGUUCAACUCCCCGCCGAAGGGCCAAAUGUUGGACGUCGAGUGCCGCGCCUGGGCCAAGAACAUCGACUACAGCGGCAGUGUCCGAGAUCGCAAGGGGUCUGUGACCUUCCAGAUCAUCGUGGAUUAAGUCAGGGGAAUCUUAUGGCCCACUUGUGAUCGCAACAAAACACACUAGCCGAGGAAAUGGCAACCGUGUCGGAGACCAACUACCACCUACCUUACUACAAGAGAUAUACACAUAUGCGUACAUAGAUAUAUAUAUAUAUAUGGAAAGAGCUAGCGACCUUAGGUUUUCAAGUGUAUUGUAUAUAUUUAUACGAAAGGAACGAUCCGACCCGUCAAUUGAGUUCUGAACAUCUGGCCCAAAUAAGAAAAUAGAAAAGUUGAAAAUAUUUAAAUUAAAGUUCAAACCGUACACACGCAAUUGUUGUUAUAGCUUUUAGCUUGUCUAUUGCUAUCAGUUAUUAUUAUUAAUAAUAUUUAUCUUAUUAUUUCAUUAUGAAUUCCUGUAAUUACGAUCAUUACCUUCUGUCAGUUGUAUUUAGUUUUUAUUUUUAAAUGUUGUAGAACAUGCCCGAAAAAUUCUUUGUUUCCUGCAUAUGGCCUUGGCUUGUUCAAUUUGUACAAAGAACUAAAUGAAUAAAAUUUAAUUGUUAAACGUAUAAUGCAGAUCAUGGAUAAUGAAACAUUUUAACAUAAGUUGAGUGUCGAUCAUUAAAUGCAAACUGGAAAGUAUUCAAGAACCUUUAUGUAGUGCAAUAUUUAAAGAAUGAACAGCAUGAACAUUUAUGCGACUAACAAUAUGAAAUUUUUAAUUUAUUUUUAACAUAUUUUCAUUCACACAAACAACUAAAAAGAAAUUAAGCGAACAAUGUUCUUGUGUUGCAUCAUUUUAAUAAAGAGAAUAUAAGUA
This is a messenger RNA of Drosophila eugracilis, 2166 nucleotides long. RefSeq names its product sodium/potassium-transporting ATPase subunit beta-1. The transcript is spliced from 4 exons. The record is from RefSeq and is a predicted model, not a curated record. Gene Ontology annotation, biological process: potassium ion import across plasma membrane; intracellular sodium ion homeostasis; sodium ion export across plasma membrane. Bases 451 to 1380 code for a protein of 309 amino acids. Gene Ontology annotation, cellular component: sodium:potassium-exchanging ATPase complex. Gene Ontology annotation, molecular function: ATPase activator activity. NCBI's taxonomy places the organism in Eukaryota, Metazoa, Arthropoda, Insecta, Diptera, Drosophilidae.